AGCAAGGAACACACCGGCUACUCCUUCCUCGAUUCCUACUUUCUUUCAAAAGAAUUUUUACCGUGCGAUUUUCGAUAUUUGGAGCAUUCGUUUUGCUCCGAAAGGUGGUUUUCACGACCAGCGGAAUAAUCGGAUGAAGGACCGCCCGGUGUUUCGUAUUUAUCCGAGAAGGACAGUGAUGUGAAGAGUGCGCAUGAUACCUCAUGCAUGGCUCGGACACUCCGAAUGUGUUUUCCAAAACCGUGUUUUCCAUAUUGAAAUAACCAGUGGAUAGGCUACGGUGCAACGAGCGUUGAACCGCGACUAGUGCACGAUAAAGUUUGUUCUUAUCUUCUGGGGGAAUGUGACACGACAUCAAAACUCCAGUGUCCAGUUUUUCUAGGUGUGAAAAAGAACUGUCUAACCAUGAUGAACGCUUUUCUGGACGGCGUGUCUUCGCAUCCCCAUCACCUGGCAAGUUUGGGCAUAAAACUGUCUCCAGGUUCCGGGAGCGGAGAGAACGUCGUUAACGGCGUUCAGCCACCGACGGGGGAUGCUCCUCAGCAGCACCAUUUCCAUCCCCAGAGUUACCCGCAUCAUCCACAUCCAGGACCCCACAUGGCACCGCACAUGGGACACCACAUGGGACACGCGGGUUACGCGGCCAGGGACUUUCUGCUCAGAAGAGAGCACGAAUUUAACGCAACAGCGAAUCCAACCACCCCCGAGAGCGGACUGGGACUCUUUCCACCUCUUCAUCACGAUUCUCCCGCGGCCGGUAUGCAACAGUUUCCGCAUCACGGGCAGCAUCCUCUGACCGCCACUCACUAUCCGGGUCAUUACCCUCAAGACGGGAGGCUCGGUAGUCAUCAUCAGUACCUCGCAACUCCCCAUCUUCCACCUUCGAUACACCAUCAGCAACAUCCCAGUGUCACGCACUCCACCCAUCCCCACGGUGCGUUUCUGAGGUAUAUGCGAGGCGGGGCGACUCAGAGACAAGAAAUGUCGUGUAUGUGGGUUGACCAGGAUGCUCCCGGACCUAGAAAACUUUGCGGCAAAUUGUUCAACUCGCUUCACGAUAUCGUCACGCAUUUGACCGUUGAACACGUGGGAGGACCGGAAUGUACGACACACGCAUGUUUCUGGCAAGGGUGUUCGAGGAACGGGAGGGCGUUCAAGGCGAAAUAUAAACUGGUCAAUCACAUCAGAGUUCAUACGGGGGAGAAACCAUUUCCAUGCCCCUUCCCUGGGUGCGGAAAGGUAUUCGCGAGAUCCGAGAAUUUGAAGAUCCACAAGAGAACGCACACCGGCGAGAAACCGUUCAAGUGCGAAUACUCCGGUUGCGAGAGGCGGUUCGCCAACAGCAGCGACAGGAAAAAACACAGCCACGUACACACCUCCGACAAACCUUACAACUGCCGAGUAUCGGGAUGCGACAAGUCCUACACGCAUCCGAGUUCCUUGAGGAAGCACAUGAAGGUUCACGGGAUGACCUUGGGCGACGGGAAAAUCGGCGGCGGUUACGAGAGCGAGGGCGAGGAGAGCAGUAGCAGCGGCGGAAGUUUGUCGGUAACGGGUCACACCGAAUCACCUCAGCCACCGACGGUUCAGGUUCCGAAUAACUCCGGUUCGGGGUCCUCCAGUAAUCCCGGUAUCCACGGGGCUUCUAGAGUAGGUCCGGAAUUGACGGAGUGGUACGUUUGUCAACCUCCGGGAGUAGCUCCUCAGCACAGUCCGCUUCCGGGACCUCCGCCCCCCCAUCAUUUGAGCCAUCACUUCAACCCCCUGAUGCAUCAUCAGGCGACAGCGUACUAACCUCGGUUCGGUUGAAUACCCCGAAGAAGACCCAGCCUUGAAUAUUAUCUAUUGUUUGUACAAAAUCGUGCCCGUUGCUGAAAUCCUUCCCACCGCCGAAUCUUCAUUAUUCGAUCGAAGCUUCGAAUGCAUUCAUUUCAUUUCAUCCCCAUUUCAUCCCCAUUUCAUCCCCAUCUUUUUCUAUCUUCUUUUCUUGUUUCUUUCUAUUGACGGUUCGUACCACGGAAUGAGUUCCGCGACGAGCGCGAUAUUCAGUGGGUAUACAGUGUAGAUAAAGUAUUUUAAUUAUUUAUGAAUUAGCCAAAGAUGACACGCCGAAUAAUAGGAAGAGAAGAAUACCGAUUAACGUCGGUACCCAAAUACUCGUCGAAUUACAAUGUAUCGAGAAGAGAAGGGGAGAGGUAAAUAGGAGAAAUAUAUAUCGAUGAUGAUGAUGAUCUUCUUCAAGGUCGAUUUCCUCGUGAAAUUAGUAUUAUUAUUAUUAUUAUUAUUAUUAUUAUUAUUAUUAUUAUUAUUAUUAUUAUUAUAACUGCUUCAGUCGCAUCACGAGUUUGACCCCGAAGACGAAUGUCGAAUUAAUUUCCUUCACUUUCUCUGUCGCUUUUCUCGCUCUCUGUUAGAGAAGAAAACCAUCGAUUGAUAAUAACGAUGAAACAAUUAGAAACACACACACUCGCACAGAUAUAGAAAAAUGAAUUCAUAGAUUAUAUGUGUAUGAUAUUGGCCGUAUAUAAGAACAAAUAAAUAAACGAAUAAGUAUGUGAAACUGAUGUACAAUUUCCGCCAUGUUUGUGCCUCAAUUUGCUAACCAAAUAUAAAGGGAAAAAGAAAUUAAUAGAUGAAUAUAAAGACGACGUUGUUGAUGAUAUUGUAACGGUGAUGUCGGCGACGAUUGUAACAACGACGACGAUGAUGUUGACGGAAUGAAGAAUGGGGGAAAAAUUAUAAACAACGUCUACAGUCGCUUGCAUUUUGAAAAUAAUAAAUUGGAAUGAAAAUAUUAAUAUUAAUCAUAAUUCCGGAAGUGAAGUAUCGAUAAAAAUAUCGCAUAAUCAUAUUUCGCAGAGAUCAUCGAGAAAUGACCGAUCUUCGCGUGAUAAUUCUACAUGCAUAAACAAAUAACCAAUUUACAUAUAGCACGCUACUUGUACACGUCAUACCAAUUACUUCGCCGUUUCCAUCGAUAAUUAAUAACGAUGCAGGUGACGAUCGCGAUGACGAUCCAUUUGGAUCGUAUUAUACAUAUAUUUGUAAAUACCGAAAGAAAUUUAAAAGAAUACAUUAUUAUAUACUCGACAAAUUGACGAGAGAGAUGAACGGUUCAACAAAAAUCCCGACAAAUAUUACGCACACGCUACUUGUAAAUAAAUCUAUACAUAUUUACAACAUCCAUGGAAUAUAGUAUAUUGCAUAUAAAUAUUAUAUAUAUAUAUAUAUAUAUACAUACACACACACAAUAAUCUAUAAGCUAUCGGCUAAGUGUUCAAUGUAAAAUAAUAAUAAUGAUUAUAUUAUGUAUGUAUAUGUACGACUGCUGUAUGUGUGAUAUCCUGUAAAUAGGAAACCCUAUUAUUGAUUAUUAUGAUUACGAUCAUUAUUGGUAAUAUUAUUAUUACCAUUAUUAUUAUCAUCAUCGAUAGUUAUCAUUGCAUUACUAUCAUUAUUAUUAUUAAUGAUAUUUUCUGUUGUGUAUAUGCGCUUUUAGUUAUGUGUAAUGUAAUAAGUAUGUAUAAAUUAUGUAAUUGAAGCUAGCGGUAAUGUACCAUAUUAUGAUUACGAUUAUUAUUGAUAUUAUUGUCACAAUUAUUAUUAUUAUUAUUAUUAUUAAUAUUAUUAUCAUUAUUACUAUUAUUAUUAUUACAAUAAUAUUUGUUUUGCAAAGAUCUGAUAAAUAU
Messenger RNA from Athalia rosae (coleseed sawfly), 3689 nucleotides. RefSeq names its product pair-rule protein odd-paired. Gene Ontology annotation, molecular function: DNA-binding transcription factor activity, RNA polymerase II-specific; RNA polymerase II cis-regulatory region sequence-specific DNA binding. Gene Ontology annotation, cellular component: nucleus. The transcript has 3 exons. The record is from RefSeq and is a predicted model, not a curated record. NCBI's taxonomy places the organism in Eukaryota, Metazoa, Arthropoda, Insecta, Hymenoptera, Athaliidae. Gene Ontology annotation, biological process: regulation of transcription by RNA polymerase II; central nervous system development. The coding region runs from base 406 to 1794 and encodes 462 amino acids.